Molecule: messenger RNA, 2671 nt
Organism: Bradysia coprophila
Lineage: Eukaryota; Metazoa; Arthropoda; Insecta; Diptera; Sciaridae
Gene: Sirt7
Product: sirtuin 7
Cellular component (GO): nucleus; chromatin
Molecular function (GO): NAD+ binding; histone H3K18 deacetylase activity, NAD-dependent
Source: RefSeq, a predicted model, not a curated record
CACAUGCAGCUCUGCACAUUCUCCCCAUAAGUCAUCGUAGAAGCCAACACCAAGCUCACCAUCCACUCACAAACAAUAACAAUUAAACGAAAAGUGUGAAUUUUUACGACUUUCGUCACAGAAAUUAAUUCGAGUCCAUUGGCCAAAUAAACGCAAUUGGCGUGACGCACCAUACGCAUUCAAAUCGGUUCGUGUCGGUUGUAAGAAAAUACGUGAAUUCACUGUUGGCCGAAAACGGGAAAAAAAUGUGUUUUGCAGGUUGGACGGGUUAAGAACGGAACAUAGAUAUUGGAAACGACGUGAGAGAAAUGGUGCAACAAUUAAGACGAUGGGCAAAAUGGAAAAAUCAUUAAUUCUAAAUUCUUAUAUAAGACGUCGGAAGUGUAAUGAGAAGACGGAAGUCUGUGAAAAGAAGAAGAAACAGGAGGCAUUGAGACGGGUAUCGAAAAUACUCCGAAAAUGCGAAACCCUGCGCACCAUCGAAGAAAGCCGAAUCCUGGACUCAGCCACCGACAUUGUCAAGCAAAUUCUGAAGCGGAAAAAUCGCCUGCUCCAGAGCAAGGAGCGCGUACUCGAAAAGGAGGAUCCAUCGGAGACGAUCGACGAGAAGGCACGUAAACUCGCCGAAGUGAUUUCGCGAGCCAGACAUUUGGUCUGUUACACCGGAGCUGGUAUCAGCACAUCGGCCCGCAUACCCGACUAUCGUGGCAGUCAAGGCAUAUGGACGUUACUGCAACAAGGUAAAGAGAUCGGUCAGCAUGAUCUGUCAUUGGCGGAACCAACGUACACGCAUAUGGCUCUGUAUGAGCUGCAUCGUCGCAACAUCCUUCGCUACGUCCUGUCGCAGAAUUGUGAUGGGCUUCAUUUGCGAUCCGGUCUACCCAGAAAAUCGUUGUCCGAAGUGCACGGUAACAUGUACGUGGAAGUGUGUAAGAAUUGCAAACCGAACGUGGAAUACUGGAGACUGUUCGACACCACCGAAUUUACGGCAAGAUAUUAUCACAAAACGAAUCGUCGGUGCCAUAUGUGUGGAACGGCGUUAGUCGACACAAUUGUCCAUUUCGGCGAAAGGGGCAGCCUGAAGUGGCCGUUGAAUUGGGACAAUGCCAUCCAUCAUGCCGACAAAGCCGAUGUCAUUUUGUGCUUGGGCUCCAGUCUCAAAGUGCUGAAGAAGUAUCCGUGGCUGUGGUCGAUGGAACGGCCGAAAAGUAAGCGGCCGAAAAUUUACAUUGUCAAUCUGCAAUGGACACCGAAAGACGGCACCGCAACCAUGAAAAUCAACGGAAAAUGUGAUGAGGUCAUGCAAAUGGUUAUGAAGUACAUGAACGUCACCGUACCGGAAUACAAUCGCCGAACGGAUCCGAUAUUUGCACAUGCUAGUCUGCUGGCGCCGGAAGAACUACACACAAGAUCGCAGCCAAUGUUACGGAGCCAUAAAGACUUGAAGAGCGACAGCUGUGACGUGACAGACGAUUCGAACGAUUGCAAAAGUCAAAUCACCAAAAGCAGCAGUUGCGAUGAGAGUGAACCGAAGACCGUGAAGCCUCUGCCAGAUUUGAUUCCGAUUUCACAGAUGGAAUCGAAACGGUUCAACAGCACGAAAGACUGUGUAGAACCUAAGGACGGCGUAGAUAAUGUGUCACCUUUGUCAUGUGAUCGACUGCUGGAAUUGAAGCCUACCGUUGGCGAUGGAAAGACCACAGACCAAGAAGCUGAUGCCGUAGAUGCUCCAGAUAUUGAAGCAACUUCUUCGGAUACUGGUUCCAGAUCGACUGACUUAGUGUCGGUAACAAAUGAUAAACUGCUGAAUGUCAACACCCACGAAGCAGCUCAGGACAACGGUGCCACUGACUUACACGCCGAAUUAAACUGUGAUAAAACCCCGUCAAUUGAUCCAUCCCUCGCCAAUCCCACUUCAAUGUCAAACGUCGAACCGAAAGUCGAAGACGAAAAAUUACUCAAAUUACCGCAAAUGUCCGAUGGUGACGAUCGGGCCAACGAUUGCAACAGUAUUAAAAGUCCUAGUCCAACAAAGUUAACCAGCCGUGGUGUGUGCCUGCUCAACAACGAUAAAGAUCGUUACAAGCACCUGAUCGACUACUGCAAAGUAAUAUGCCGUUUACCCCACUGGUACGACGUGAAUUAUGCGUAUUCCGGCUUGCACAGCAUAAUCUAUCCACCGCCGACGGAAGUGGACAUCUGGCGCACCGACAUCAUACCGAUAUUCCAAUUGAAUCGGUCCGAUGCCGAAUGUGACUUCUGCUUUGACAAUUAUGCCGAAUACCAGUGCCAAUUCUAUCGACCGCAGACGACCGAUUUCGUGGUGACGUCGCGUCGCAAAGGCCGAUUAGUGUUGUGUGAAUGUUGUGAUUAUACGGAUGAGUCGGACAGUGAAAAUACUCUGGCGUAUGGUGAUGAGAAACGUGCCAAAGUGGAGAACGUCGAAUUUAGCGGCAGCCAAGACGACAAGGAGUCGGUGAAAAUUCAGGCCGGAUGGUAUGGCAAAGGCUAUCGGAAAAUGUUUCGGCGCAAGAGACGUGCGUGAGGCGUUCCGGGUGAAGUAAUUUUGCAUUUAAUUUAGGUUUAAGAAGUCACGAGGUCGUACGUUUGGAAUGAAUCGCUUCCUCUUAUGAAUUAAAAAAUCGAUCGACUGCUCAACCCCGCUAUUCAA